UGUUCUUCUUCUCUCCAAUCCUUCGCGUUCUUUCCACACUCCGGCGGACGGAAUGGCGUCUUUCCUCUUCCUCACAAGACCUGGUGUUAUUUCUCUGCGGCAGCACAGAUCACGAAGGUUCGUUUGACGCUUCUUUUUCUCUCAAAACUGUUACCAAUUUGUGGGUAUUUGAUUUUGUGCUGGAAUAUGGAAUGAGAAACUACUACCGCUACCCAGUUAGGAUUCGUUUAAAAUGUUGUCAUAGAAGUACUGAGAAACAAGAAUUCUGCUUCUCAACUAAGGUGUCUUCCUUUCAACCUGUAAACCAAUCCCCUCAAGUCUGUAAACUUCGAAACACAAAACGCGAAUUGGCAAAUAUUUUGCAAUUACCCAUUUCUGGAAAACCCGUUUCGUACUGUAAAAGAGUUCAUGGCCAGAUUAUUGUUUGGGGCUUUCACUCUGAUGUUUUCCUUGCCAACAUUCUCCUUAACAUGUAUUCGAAAUCGGGUAGCAUAUACAAUGCACGGUUACUGUUUGAUAAAAUGCCUCACAGGAACUUAAUUAGUUGGUCUUCUAUGGUUUCCAUUUACACUCGGCUCGGUUACAAUGAAGAAGCAUUAGUGAUCUUUUCAGAAUUUUGUUUAAGUUUUGAUGAGAAACCAAAUGAGUUCAUCUUAGCUAGUGUAAUCCGUGCGUGCACGCAAUUGGGUGUUGUUGAUCAGGGUGCACAAGUGCAUAGUUUUGUAAUUAAGAUUGGUUUUUAUCAAGAUGUCUAUGUGGGCACCUCACUGGUUGACUUUUAUUCAAAGAACGGCAAUAUAGAAGAUGCGAGAUUAUUGUUUAAUAAUUUGUCUGGAAAAACUGCUGUCACUUGGACUACUAUUAUAACGGGGUAUGUGAAAAGUGGAAGAGCUGAAGUUUCCCUGCAGCUAUUCAGUCAAAUGAGAGAAACUGAAGUAGUGCCUGACAAAUAUGUACUCUCCAGUGUUUUGAGUGCUUGUUCAAUGCUUGAGUUUCUCGAAGGCGGCAAACAGAUCCAUGCUUAUGUGUUGAGGAGAGAAAGAGAAAUGGAUGAUUCGGUGGUUAAUGUACUUAUAGAUUUCUAUGCAAAGUGUGGUAAAGUGCAAACUGGACGGAAACUAUUUGAUCAAAUGAUAAUUAGGAAUGUUAUAUCGUGGACUACAAUGAUCGCUGGAUAUAUGCAGAAUUCACUCAACUGGGAGGCUUUAAAGCUUUUUGUUGAAAUGACCAAAUUGGGCUGGAAGCCAGAUGGGUUUGCUUGCACAAGCACUCUUACUUCUUGUGGCUCACUCGAGGCUCUAGAACAGGGAAAACAGGUGCAUUGUUAUGCUAUCAAAGCCAACCUUGAGUCUGACGAGUUUGUGAAAAAUGGUUUAGUUGAUAUGUAUGCAAAAUGCAAUUCCUUAGUUGAUGCAAGAACUGCUUUCGAUAUCAUGGUUGAUCGCAAUGUGGUUUCUUACAACGCAAUGAUUGAAGGAUACUCUAGAUUGAGAGAACUGUAUGAAGCAUUGGAUCUUUUCCGUGAAAUGAGGCUUAUGCUGUCCCCCCCGAGCCUUUUGACAUUUGUUAGCCUUCUUGGUGUAUCAGCUUCACUAUUUUCCUUGGAAUUGAGCCAGCAAAUACAUAGUAUUAUCCUAAAAUUGGGUAUAUCUUUGGACAUAUUUGCUGGCAGCGCCUUAAUAGAUGUUUAUUCCAAGUGUUCUUUUGUUAAGGAUGCAAGACUUGUAUUUGAGGAGAUGAAUGAGAAGGAUAUUGUUGUGUGGAAUGCCAUGUUGUUUGGGUACACCCAACAAUUGGAAAAUGAGGAGGCUCUCAAACUCUUCUUAGAAUUACAGCUGUCAAGCCAGAAAUCCAAUGAAUUCACUUUUGUUGCUUUAGUCACUGCAGCCAGUAACCUAGCAAGCCUGCCACAUGGUCAGCAGUUUCAUAGUCAGCUUAUCAAGACUGGAUUAGACUUCGACCCAUUUGUUGCAAACGCUCUUGUGGAUAUGUAUGCUAAGUGUGGAAGUAUUGAAGAGGCUCGCAGAACAUUUAAUUAUGCAGUUUGGAGAGAUGUUGUGUGUUGGAAUUCCAUGAUCUCAACAUAUGCACAGCAUGGAGAAGCUGAAGAAGCUCUCAUGAUGUUUGAACGAAUGAUCAAAGAGGGAAUAAAACCGAACUAUGUCACUUUUAUAGGUGUGCUUUCAUCAUGUAGCCAUGCAGGGCUUGUAGAGGUUGGGUUCCAUCACUUUGACUCAAUGCACAGGUUUGGAAUUGAACCAGGUACAGAACAUUAUGCUUGCAUGGUUUCUCUCUUGGGCCGAGCUAGUAAACUGUAUGAAGCAAAGGAAUUUAUUGAGAAAAUGCCAAUCAAACCUGCAGCAAUAAUAUGGAGGAGCUUGCUCAGUGCAUGUAGAAUUGCUGGUAAUGUUGAAUUGGGUCAAUAUGCAGCAGAGAUGGCAAUUUCAAUUGAUCCAGUGGACAGUGGAUCAUAUAUUCUACUUUCAAAUAUUUUUGCAUCCAAAGGAAUGUGGAUUGAUGUGAAGAAGGUGAGGGAGAGAAUGGAACUUAAUGGGGUGGUGAAAGAACCUGGGCGUAGUUGGAUUGAAGUGAAUAAUGAGAUUCAUGUUUUUAUUGCAAGAGACAAAGCUCAUUCCAAGGUCAAUAUGAUUUGUUCGGUUUUGGAUGUUUUGAUUCGGCAUAUCAGAGUGGCUGGUUAUGUGCCAGACACCACUACACUAAUGAUGAAUGAUUGAGAAACAACACCAAUUAGAGAAAAAAAGGCCAAGUUUUUUUAGCUCUUGGCUUAUAGUUCAAUGAGAAUCUGAAUCCAAUUUCUUGUCUUAGUGGUUGGGGACUUGAGAAUUUGCAUCCUAAUGAUAUCAGGAAACAAAGAUCAAUUUGAGGCUUAGUAUAUGUCAUUAUGAGCUUGAUUUGUUUGAAGACGGAAUAUUUAUUUUUCAGGGCGGUUUAGUUGAAAUCAAUUCAUUGGGGUUUUCAGGUUAUUCAGAAAUGGAGGCUAUGGUUGCAGUCAUCAUAAAGAGUCUGCGAUCAGAAAUAUCUAGGUGAAUACAGUACCUUUAACCCAUUGGUUGCUUCUUGUUUGAUGUGUAUGGUAGAAUACAUUGAUUUUAUCUAAGAAAAUUUGUUAGUUUGUUCUUGUCAAAACAUGCUUUCCUGCUCUGUUUAGGUGAGUAAAGAUUAUAAAAUCCAAUUUAUGGGCAAUCAUCUAAAGCUUUAAAAGAAAUGCCUC
Messenger RNA from Malania oleifera, 3232 nucleotides. Its product is annotated as pentatricopeptide repeat-containing protein At4g39530. The coding region runs from base 192 to 2735 and encodes 847 amino acids. Gene Ontology annotation, biological process: RNA modification. NCBI's taxonomy places the organism in Eukaryota, Viridiplantae, Streptophyta, Magnoliopsida, Santalales, Ximeniaceae. The transcript has 2 exons. The record is from RefSeq and is a predicted model, not a curated record. Gene Ontology annotation, molecular function: protein binding; RNA binding.